CCCUGUGAAGGCCGUAAACGAACAUGUGAUUUCUCGGCGCCCUGCAGUCUGCUUCCUUGGACGGCUUGGGCGCCGUGCAACGCGACUUGCGAAACCCGCGAAGGAAUCCAGUCGCGCAGACGCUAUUUGGCUCGUCCUUCUGAGGCCAACUCUUGUCAUCACUUGUUUCGGUCUUCACAAGAGCUGCAGACCCGUGUGCUUACCGAAGAGCGCGCCUGUAUGCCGCCACCAGAACAGUGCGAUCCCUUGACAGUAUGUGCUGAGGGUAGGAAAGACGGUGUCACCUGUGGCGACCCACAGCCGGCCUUCUACUACAGUGCCAUGGAACACGCAUGUCUGGCCUUCACCUAUUUGGGCUGUAAGGGUGGCCGAAACCGGUUCGAGUCGCGCGAGUCUUGCGAGCGAGUCUGUCUGGCUCCAGUUCAAGCGUUGCCGGCAUGGCGCCGUGAAAGGAUGGCCUUUCUACAGUACAAAACCGCUCAGAUGUCCUCGAACGCCAGUGGUGAGGUCGCCAGUGAGAAGCAGCCCAAGUCCUACUGUGGUCUUCCGAUGGAUGCCGGCGAAGAGUGCCCGGAUUCGAGCCAAGGACCUCGCAUACAAUGGUGA
Messenger RNA from Protopolystoma xenopodis, 606 nucleotides. NCBI's taxonomy places the organism in Eukaryota, Metazoa, Platyhelminthes, Monogenea, Polystomatidea, Polystomatidae. The record is from the annotation of a GenBank genome assembly.